ACAUGACAUUGACAGUUGACAUUACAAAAUGACAUUCCACUUGUGUUUAUUUAUUGCAUGUUAAUAUUAAUUAUAAAUGUAUUAUCGGUGCUAUUAAGUCUUUUACUAAUAGUUCUCUAUUUUAUUUAUAUUAUAUACAAACUAUUUAUUAAUAUGGAUCCCGAAAAUGCAAAAUUCCUUAGAACAAAUCGCAAACCGGGAACCCUCGACGUACACCCUACCCUAAAUGCUAUUGUUUUAAAUUACGAAUUAGAAGUCGAAAUACUAGGAGACGACGAUAGUGUUUUAUAUGGCGAAAAACAGAGUUUAAAAAAAAUUAUAGAAUUACCAAUGUUGAAUACUCGCACAGACUGUAAUGCAUUAGCGAGGGAGGUACUCGGACAUUGUGACCUAAUCCAUCCAUCUAGACUAGUCGAAGUUGAACAAACUAUUUAUUAUUUAAAGAAACGUAAACGUCCCCAAAAUGGACCUGACGAAAAUUCCGGAAAGAAUACGCCUGUCGUUAACGGUGAUGUUAUAAAUAUCAAUUUUUUAAAUGAAUAUAUAGAGCUGCUGUACGAAGAUUUACCUGACAAGAUUAAAGCUUCCCAAUACAUACUACAACUAGCCAAGGUGUCUGAAAAUUUAGAGUCCCUCGCACGUAAUGAAACAGUUUUAAGUGCCCUUGCGAGGGUCCUAAGGGAAGAUUGGAAACGGAGUAUAGCUCUCAGUACAAACCUAAUCUUCACAUUCUUCUGUUUUUCGUCCCAUACUUGUUUUCAUCCUGUCGUUUUACAUUAUAAGAUUGGAUCUCUUUGCAUGGAUAUUAUCGAGUUUGAAAUGCGCCGAUUUGAAGAGUGGAAGUGUGACAUCGAAGAUGUAAAGCGACCGUACCCGACCAGCGUAAGCAUGACCGAAAUACAUAAAAGUCGUAUUCCCGAAGCAGUACGGCCAAAAUCGGGCAACUUCUCAGACGUCACGAUCAAGACGUCAAUGGAGGGCAGUAUAUACGACGACCUUACCAAUUCCACCGACAGUAUCGACGAAAAGAAGCAACUGUCGAGUGAGGAGAGGCAGAAGCGGUAUCGCACUUUAAUACGAAAGCAGGAGCAGCUGUUGAGGGUCGCCUUUUACCUACUGCUGAAUAUGGCCGAAGAUCCGAUCGUCGAGGAGAAGAUGACCAAGCGAAAUAUCGUUGUACUCCUGGAGAAGGCUUUGGAUCGUGAGAAUACCGAUUUGCAAGCUUUAGCUGUUACAUUCCUGAAAAAACUUUCCAUUAUGCAAACUAAUAAGGACGAAAUGGCCGAGCGUAAUGUUCUGGAGAGGCUUCCGAAAUUACUGGAGUCUAAUAAUGCAGACCUGGUACAUCUUACGUUAAAGUUGAUGUUUAAUUUAUCUUUUGAUGAGGAUUUAAGGGCGAAAAUGCUUAAGAAUGGCUGUUUACCUAAGUUUGUUUCUUUGUUACGAGACGAUAGGCAUCAAGAUAUCGUAAUUAAGUUAUUGUAUCACUUAAGUUAUGAUGAAGACAUCAUCGUGCAUUUUGCCUACACCGACUGCGUAUCUUUGAUUACAGAUAUGCUGCUUUUAAGCAUUGCCGACCAAGUUGACCAAGUGAUGGUUGCGUUAUGCAUCAAUCUUGCGAUACAUCCCACAAAUGCGCAACAAAUGGCAGAUAAUAGUCGACUACAAUCCUUGAUGACGAGAGCCUUUCGAUUUGAAGAUGAGCUACUUAUGAAGAUGAUUCAUAAUAUUUCGGAGCACGAUAUUACUAGAUCAAGUUUUAUAGAAUUUGUCGGCGACCUAGCGAAGGCGGUGACGGAAUCGAGAAAGGAAAACUUUGUCUUGGAGUGCCUUGGGGUAUUGUCGAACUUAUGUUUGCCCGAUCUAGACUGGUGUGAAAUAUUUAAACACUUCAACAUGAUUCCAAAACUGAAAGGCGCUUUAACCAGCAACAAUUCAGAGGCCGACCUUCUGUUACGGGUGAUCGUUCUUUUCGGCACGGCGGCUUACGAUGAAUCCUGCGCGCGAUUGUUGUGCAAUGCGAAUGUUGUCGAAGCCUGCAUUGAUCUUCUAAAGGCGUACCAGGAGGACGACGAGAUGGUCUUGCAGAUAAUUUAUUUAUUUUAUGUAAUGCUUUACCACAACGAUACCACGGAUUUCAUUAUUAAUAAGACAGAAGCGCCUGCGUAUUUGGUUGAUUUGCUGUUGGACAAUAAUAAGGCCGUUAGGAAAUUGUGCAAUACAUGCCUUAAUGUUAUAAUGGAACGUAACGCUGAAUGGGGCGAACGUAUACGUAUCGAACGAUUCCGGACCCAUAACAACCAGUGGUUAGAAAUGGUAGAUUCGCAUCAAUUGCAACGUGAGGAAGAAGAAGAAGACACUGCGUUACCUCCAUAUUUAAAUAUCGAGUAUCUUAGCACUGCAACGGUCCCUCCCCUCUCCGAGACACUCGAUGAUCCGGAGGAAAGUAAUGAAAAUGCCAUCGAAAAUGGUUAUUUAGAAAUGCCGGAGGAUUCUGUAUUGAAGGAGUACGAGAUGGAAUGUUUGGAUUUAUCAAUCUAGUCUUAUUGUUUAAACAAUUCGAUUAAGCACGUUUACUGCUUGUAAUGAUUAAACAGUUUCUAGUCGCCAGCAACUAUCUCAAGAUUUUGCCAGUAUUAUUGGUUAUAGCCUUAAAGCACAAUCUAUGUAUGAACGUAUUUUAUUUAUACUUAAUAUAGAUAUACUAUAAGAACA
Photinus pyralis (common eastern firefly) is the source of this 2715-nucleotide messenger RNA. It is a transcript of the gene Kap3, whose product is annotated as kinesin-associated protein 3. Gene Ontology annotation, biological process: microtubule-based movement; cilium organization. Gene Ontology annotation, molecular function: kinesin binding. Gene Ontology annotation, cellular component: kinesin II complex; axoneme; ciliary transition zone. The record is from RefSeq and is a predicted model, not a curated record. NCBI's taxonomy places the organism in Eukaryota, Metazoa, Arthropoda, Insecta, Coleoptera, Lampyridae. The coding region runs from base 58 to 2541 and encodes 827 amino acids. The transcript has 13 exons.